AUUAUCAAUUUUUUUAAGUUUAUAAGUUUUUUAACGCAAUGUCCAACUUAAAAGCCAGCAACGUGCACAUGGAGGAUGCCGAGAAAGUCCAAAGAAUCAUAAAUGAAUUUGUCAAGGGAGGGACUGAAAAAUUACAGGUAAUAUCUGAUUUUGACAUGACUCUAACAACACCUAAUGAUGAAUAUGGACCUUGUCAGUCUUGUUAUAAUGCCUUAGAUUCUAGCAAAUUCUUUCCAUCCAUUUAUCAACAGAAGGCUGAAAAAUUGAAAGAUCAUUAUUACGCAAUCGAGAUCGACCCAUACUUAGCCAUCAAAGAAAAGAUUCCGUAUAUGGUGGAAUGGUGGACUAAAGCACAUGAUUUACUCAUAGAAUUCAACCUAAGGAAAGAAUGGCUGCCACAGAUUGUCAAGGAGUCAAGAAUUAUUUUCAGGAAGGGUUGUGAUUGGCUGUUUCAGCAGCUUAACAGACUUCAAGUACCAUUGCUGGUAUUUUCAGCUGGCAUCGGUGACGUCAUUGAGGAGACAUUUAAGUCAAGGUCGAAGCUGUAUGACAACUUGAAAAUCGUUUCUAACUUCAUACACUUUAACGAUGAGGGACUGAUAGAUGGAUUCGAAGGUGAAUUAAUGCACGUCUUCAACAAGAACGAGAACGUGAUCCACAGGUCUGGAUACUUCGAGGAGAUCGAGCACCGACACAACAUCAUCCUCAUGGGCGACUCGCUUGGAGAUUUGCAAAUGGCCGAUGGCGCCAUCUGCGAAAAUAUCCUGAAAAUUGGAUUUCUAAAUGAUAAGGUUGACGAGUUUUUAGAAAGGUACAAAAAGUCAUUUGAUAUCGUCAUCGUAAACGACCCAACCAUGUCUGUGCCUAACUCGAUCAUUGCGCAGGUCUGCGAAGCCAUUGAAACAAAAAUGGCGGACGGCGUCAAAGUUAAUGACGUCACGAACGCCAACGCCACCAGUAACGGCAGUGUAAUUGGCGACGCUGCGUGAUAACUCAAUAUUUUUUAAAAUUUCUAAUUCGUUUUGUUGCUAUUGGACCAACCGAAUUUAUACAUUUUAUGAUUUUUUAUUGAAUAUUUUAAAAAACUGAUGAAAUUGUAAAUGAUGUCCAAAUAAAAGUACCUCACAAACAGA
Messenger RNA from Helobdella robusta, 1133 nucleotides. RefSeq lists its product as hypothetical. Gene Ontology annotation, molecular function: 5'-nucleotidase activity; magnesium ion binding. NCBI's taxonomy places the organism in Eukaryota, Metazoa, Annelida, Clitellata, Rhynchobdellida, Glossiphoniidae. The record is from RefSeq and is a predicted model, not a curated record. The transcript has 8 exons. Bases 39 to 989 code for a protein of 316 amino acids. Gene Ontology annotation, cellular component: cytoplasm.